GUUACACACAGAGGGGAUUGGUGAUAUAAUUGUUUAUGAGCCAGUGGACCACAUUUUUAGCUUCUAGUGAGGUUACCCAGCGAUAAGAAAUUAAUGUUAGAAAACAUCAGUGUACGAUGCUGGCUAAGAAAUCUCAUCUCAAGAAUACCAUUCUGCCUUGCCAAGAUCAGUAUUUUGUAAGAGGCCAGAACUAUAAUUGCCCGUAUUCUACUACAACUUCAGAAUCUAGUGUUGAUGUUUCCACGGAGACUUGGGUCUCUUUCUGGGCUGCUGGUCUCCAGGACAACAGGGAUCCCCAACAAGCACCACAGGCACAGGAAGCAUCCAAUGACUUGAAUCUCCUUGUUCCAAAUUCAUGUCCGUGGGAAGAUGCUCAGCUUUCCUCUCAGCUCUACAGAAACAAGCAGCUUCAAGAUACUUUAGUGCAGAAAGAAGAAGAACUUGCUAGAUUAUAUGAAGAGAACCAUCAUCUCAGACAAUAUCUGAAUUCUGCUUUAGUUAAAUGUCUUGAAGAAAAAGCCAAGAAAUUGCUGUCAUCAGAUGAGUUCUCAAGAACAUGUGGAAAAUUAAGAAAGGGGAAGAGGAAAACCAAAGAACAAAGAUAUUUUCCUCCUGAGAUUCCCCAUCACAAAAAUGCUAAGAAAAAUAUCUCUAGUGAAUGUGCUAACAGUGAAGAACAAACUGGGGCCUCGGUGGACCCCUGGGUCCUUCAAACUCUUGGGUUAAAAGACUUCAACACUAUUGAUGACACCAUGUCAGCUAACUACAGUGCCUUUUCCUCUCAUCCCAGAAGAAUCAACGGGAUAGUUCCCCAAUUUCCAGAUGAUGCAGUUGCUAUUGAACAUUUCCCCAGAGAGAAACUGCCAGGUGACUCUGAAAGCAAUGAAGCCACCCCUUUACACAGCACUGCCUGCCACACAGAAGAUUUUUACUUCCUUUCUCAGCUUCCAGCUUCCACAGAAAGGUUGCAAACUCCGACCUACUAUACUUCUCAUGUAUCACCUAAUAAGACAGAGAUGGCUUUUUCCACUUCCCUGAGUCCUCACUGUAAUGUUAAAACUCAUUCCUUUCACCAGGGUCAAGCUUUUGUCCGUAGAGAUGAGGAAGGAGGCUGGAAGUUUACUUGGGUCCCUAAGCAGACUUAAACUUAGUGACCCUUCUUAUAUCACGAAGGACUACCAUAAACUCUGUUUACAAAGAUCUCACUUGCACUUGAACCUACGUGGAAUAUGAAAGCUGUUCUCCAGG
Messenger RNA from Suncus etruscus (white-toothed pygmy shrew), 1248 nucleotides. It is a transcript of the gene GMNC, whose product is annotated as geminin coiled-coil domain containing. The record is from RefSeq and is a predicted model, not a curated record. Bases 117 to 1145 code for a protein of 342 amino acids. NCBI's taxonomy places the organism in Eukaryota, Metazoa, Chordata, Mammalia, Eulipotyphla, Soricidae. Gene Ontology annotation, biological process: negative regulation of DNA replication; negative regulation of cell cycle. Gene Ontology annotation, cellular component: nucleus. The transcript is spliced from 5 exons.